This is a messenger RNA of Penicillium samsonianum, 1932 nucleotides long. Its product is annotated as putative transcription factor. The record is from RefSeq and is a predicted model, not a curated record. The transcript has 4 exons. Gene Ontology annotation, molecular function: zinc ion binding; DNA-binding transcription factor activity, RNA polymerase II-specific; RNA polymerase II cis-regulatory region sequence-specific DNA binding. The annotation marks the transcript as partial. Gene Ontology annotation, cellular component: nucleus. NCBI's taxonomy places the organism in Eukaryota, Fungi, Ascomycota, Eurotiomycetes, Eurotiales, Aspergillaceae. Gene Ontology annotation, biological process: positive regulation of transcription from RNA polymerase II promoter by galactose; DNA-templated transcription.
CACACCAUCAAAGCCUCUACGCAGGCAAAGGCUGAGAGUCUCAAACGCCUGCCAAAGCUCGUGCAUAAGGCUGACACAAACCAUGAAGCAUGCACCAGAUGCCAGGCGAGAGGUAAGACAUGUGUUUAUGGCCAUUUUAUCAGUGCCGUUGAGAAGCAGACAGCGCGUAAACCCCGUGGACAAACAUCAUCAGUUCACAAGCCUGUUCCUAUCAUGGCCUCUCCGCCAUCCUCACUCGAGAGUCCACCAGCAUCAGUGCCCGGAACGGUCCCCAUGGUUGAUUCAACACUCGGGUCUAACCAUGUGGACGAUGAUCGAGAGGCAGAGCCUGACCUGGAGCAAAACCGGGCAUACUGUACCGCACAUGGGCAGUUUGCCGGCCAGGUUGCCGCUGCCAUAGACGUGAGGGCAGGACUCAUCCCGGCCACCUGUUAUCAGGUCCCACUCGUAGAUGCGCCGCUAUUUGGAGAUCUUGACCUACCUUCUCAAUCCUGUCUAUUGUCUUCGUCAACCGAAUUGCCUCCCCGGGCAUAUGCCGAUCAACUGAUUGACAUAUACUGGCGACACGUUGAUCCUAUGGAGCCGGUGUUAGAUCGCCAUCGUUUCCUUGAAAACUACGAAAAAGUAUAUUCAACACCCAUUACACCACUCUGCGCAGACUACGACCUCUGGGUUGGUAUCCUCAAUGUAGUCUUUGCCCUGGCAGUUCAAAGACAAGAACACAACCCGCUGCAGCAAAGAAACGAGGAAGGACAUUGCUUUUUUCAGCGCGCAUGGGCCCUCCUUCCUGCCGAGUCUAUGCUAUGGAAACCUGGAUCACUCGAGCUCAUACAGUGCCUGAUGCUGAUGAAUCGAUACCUCCACUGCACCAACAAUCAACAGAAGACAUGGAUGACAGCGGGGUUGGCGAUGCGAAUUGCGCAGAGCGUGUGCUGCCAUCUCGACGAGGCGCCUUUGUUAAAAGGCUCUAGUGACGACGAAGCCCUGAAACAGAAAGUAUGGGCUAGCUGUGUUGCGCUUGAUCGAUGCAUCUCGUGGUCACUGGGUAAGACGUCGGCAUUGGUGCUAAUACCGUCUCCGCCAACCAGUAGCUCCCAACAAGUAGGCCAGAACGCGAUGCAUGAUACCUGGGAACUGGGACUCCACGAAAUCGGGAAUCAAAUUCAGUUGGCGCAAAUACAGACGCGAACUAGUCUGGCAGCCAGAUUUCACCCUCCACUCCUAUCUCAGCAAGACGAGUACCAUAACACGGCAUUGCAACUAGAUGCAUGCCUUCGAAAUUGGGAAAAUAAUCUCCCCAGCGAUUGGCAGUCGCAGAACCUCAAAAUGGUUGUCAACAGGUCGUCCCGAGCUGCGCGAUACUUGCUUCAUCUUCGCUACCUCCACCACCGAAUCUUCCUCUACAGACCCAUGCUCGCCCGCUUCUACUCGAUGAAACGAGACACACACCCCUCACUCAAAUCACCAAGCCUAAGCCACCGACUUCUCCGUGAAAGCGCCAGCAUGUGCAUCGAAGCCGCGCAGCAGGUGGCCUUAUUAGUUAAUGAGGCGCUCGAGCCAGAUGAGCCGAUCGGACUCCUCCCGUGGUGGUACAGAAUAUACUACCUCCACAUCGCGGGUGCCAAUUUCCUCGCAGCGAUGUUUCGAUCAGAGCUGUUCACAGAUUCUGUUUCCCAGUCUUGGGAAGGUGUGAUCCUGGCACUCCAUGCUCAUGAACACUUGAGUCCCUACGUUCAGCAGUGUGUGUGGACGUUUGAGACCCUCGCGGCCAGGAUCACGGGCAAGCCUUACCCCAGUCUGGAUGGCAGUAGGUGUGGUUUGAUGGUAGAUGAGUCUUCGGGAGUUUGUUUCGAUGCUAUUUUCAAGGAUGUCAACUUUGACUUUGACAAUUUUAUCUUUGGGCCUGAGGACUUUGGAGAAGGGUUGGUUUAG